GGAGCGAGGCGGCGGGUGAGCAAGGCCAGGAGGAGGAGACAGAGGACAGGCUGAAGGAGCACAUGGACAACCUCCUGGACAAGAGCGCCAAGACAAGGCAGGCGGCACUGCAGAGCCUGCGCCUGGCCUUCUCCUCAAAAAUCCUCGCCGAGUUCCUUCUGGAGCGCCGCCUCACGCUCACCGACUCCCUGGAGAAGUGUCUCAAGAAAGGUAAAGGGGAGGAACAGGCGCUGGCAGGCUCUGUCCUCACCCUCCUCUGCCUCCAGAUGGGCUCCAGCCCGGAGGGGGAAGAGGUGUUUCGCAGCCUGAAGCCCCUGCUCUUCAGCAUCCUGACAGACAGCAUGGCCAGCCCCGGCGCCAGGCAGAGCUGUGCCACGGCCUUGGGCAUGUGUUGCUACAUUGCUGCUGCUGACCUUGAGGACCUGGUCUCAUGCCUGUCCUGCUUGGAGAGCGUUUUCAGCCCCCCCAGCACAGAUGAGGGUGCCUCAGCACCCACCCAGCAUGGCCCUCUGCACUGCAGCGCACUCCAGUCAUGGUCCCUGCUCCUUACCAUCUGCCCCCCCUCCCACAUCAAGAGCAUCUUGGACAAUCACUGGCUGAAGCUGCCCCCACUGUUGUCCAGCAGCAGCGUCGCGCUGCGCAUCCUGGCUGGGGAAACUAUCGCACUGGUCUUUGAGCUGGCCCAGGACGUGGAGGAGGACUUGUGCCAUCAAGAUACGGAAUUCCUGUGUGCCCAGCUCAAGGUCCUGGCUACUGAGAGCAACAAGUACCGAGCCAAGAUGGACCGACGGAAGCAGCGCUCCAUAUUCAGGGACAUCCUGCGCUUCAUUGAGAGCGGGGAAUACCAGGAGGAGACCAUCCGAUUUGGCCUGGAGUGCAUGUACCUGGACAGCUGGGCACGCCAGCGGACCUACCAAGCCUUCAAAGAGGUGCUGGGCUCCGGCAUCCGCCACCACCUCCAGAACAACGAGCUGCUACGGGAGAUCUUCGGCCUUGGGCCCCCCUUGGUGCUGGAUGUGGCCGCUCUGAAAGCCAGCAAGAUCUCCCGCUUCGAGAAGCACCUCUACAACUCGGCUGCCUUCAAAGCCCGCACGAAAGCCCGGAGCCGGGUGCGGGACAAGCGGGCAGAUGUGCUGUGA
Messenger RNA from Leptosomus discolor (cuckoo roller), 1139 nucleotides. The record is from RefSeq and is a predicted model, not a curated record. Lineage: Eukaryota; Metazoa; Chordata; Aves; Leptosomiformes; Leptosomidae.